CACGGGCUAAUCUUCAAGCCAUGGGCCACAGGCUGUUGUUCCCAUUUCCCAGCCCGAGACUGAGUAAAGAAAUCUGAGAACGUCCCCUAGAACGUCUCUUCGAAGUUCUACUCUCUCUCUAUCUCUCUCUCCCUUUCUCUCCCAAGCUAGCCAUGGCUGACACCCAUACCAAACAAGCCUUAAUUUUCACAUACGGAACUCUCAAACGGGAUUUCCCCAACUACACUCUUAUUCAAGACCUAAUCCUCCAGAAUGACGCUGCCUAUCUCGGCACCUGCAUCACUCACCAACCAUAUCCUCUCGUUAUUGGUCCUUACGGGAUCCCGUACCUAAUUAACCUCCCCGGCGCCGGCCACCUUGUCAAUGGCGAACUCUACUGCGUGUCAAUUAGGGGAUUGGCCCGACUUGACGAAUUGGAGGGUACGAAUGAUGGACACUACGAGAGGCUUCCGAUUCAGGUGACAAAAAAAGAAAACGACGGAGAAGGAAACGGCAUCGUUUUAUUGGAGGCAGAAGCGUACUAUGCGCAUAGGAAUUUCAGCGAGAGGCUAUGGGAGAAGAGAAGGGGAGUGGGGUUAAGCGAGUACAGCCAAAGAAAUGCUGAAGAGUAUGUGAAAAAGGAAAAUAGAGCUAAGUAUGUUAGCAUUGUUGACGAUAUAGAGAUGCUUUUGUCUAAAUCUAUAGAAAUUGGGAAUUAAUCUUGGCAUCUCUAUAGCACCUGCAAGUCUGAUGUUCGAUGCAUCUAUUUAUUUGAAUAAAAGCUCGAAUUUCUUUAA
Molecule: messenger RNA, 776 nt
Organism: Hevea brasiliensis (rubber tree)
Lineage: Eukaryota; Viridiplantae; Streptophyta; Magnoliopsida; Malpighiales; Euphorbiaceae
Product: putative gamma-glutamylcyclotransferase At3g02910
Exons: 1
Coding region: 153-698 (181 amino acids)
Molecular function (GO): gamma-glutamylaminecyclotransferase activity
Source: RefSeq, a predicted model, not a curated record